CGUAUCUGCCAUGUUUAGCUGCUUUGUUUUAGGUCCUUGUUGGUUUCCUGCAGAUUUUAGCCUUUAACUCUCGCAAUGGAGCCGAGCUGGAGUACAUUUCUGUUUCAACAGGCGAACGAGGCUCUUCAUCACCAGCACCCAGUGUCCGCUAAUAGCCUGCUCCCUUUGUUAAACUCUGGGACAGACCCUCCGGACCAGAAGCCCGUAUUACCUAUCCCUCUGGACCAGAAGCCUCCUGUCAGUGCCGCCGAGCUCCUCAAAGACAAUGUGGCGAGCGGGGCAGGCAUGAACUCUGUGGCUCCGGGGGGUCCUCCAGUGGUGGUCAAAAAGGAGCCCAAGUCCAAAACUCCCUUCGUUUGUGGAUACUGUGGCAAGGCGUUUCGAGAUAGCUAUCAUCUGAGGAGACAUGAAUCUUCCCACACGGGAAUCAAGAUGGUGUCCAGACCUAAGAAGACACAAAGUGCACCCACCAUGGUGCCACUAAUAUCCACCGUCCCCCGAGAAAACAACGCCAACCAGUCUUACAUCACCACAGUGGCAGGACAUAUUUUUUCCCCCUCAGGUAUCAUGACGACAGCCACCACCUCCACAGCCACAGGCACCAGUGUAAUGUCCCCAAUGCACCACCAGCACCAGCCGCAGCAGCACCAACCACAGCAACAGCAAAACAUCCCCAAGAAGCCCCCCAAGCCCGUGAAGAAGAACCAUGGCUGUGACAUGUGUGGAAAGGCCUUCAGAGACGUGUACCACCUGAAUCGACACAAGCUCUCUCACUCCGAUGAGAAGCCCUUCGAAUGCCCCAUCUGCCAGCAGCGCUUCAAGAGAAAAGACAGGAUGACCUACCACGUGCGAUCUCAUGACGGAGGGGUGCACAAGCCCUACAUCUGCUCUGUCUGCGGCAAGGGGUUCUCCAGACCAGAUCAUCUCAGCUGUCAUGUCAAACACGUCCACUCCUCAGAGCGGCCCUUCAAGUGCCAAGUAACGGCCUGCACCUCUGCCUUCGCUACCAAAGACCGUCUACGCUCGCACAUGAUCCGACACGAGGGGAAGGUCACCUGUAACGUGUGCGGGAAGAUGCUGAGCGCCGCUUACAUCACCAGUCACCUCAAGACCCACGGACAGGCCAACUUCAACAACAGCAACCAACAGUGUAACAACAAAGGCCAAAGUGACUGGCAGUGGAACCACUCAGGGCCACGAAAAGGUGAGUUGACGGUAGGAGAGGUUUUAAAUAACUCCUUCCAACUCCUUAUUGACAACUCUCAAAAAGAUGCCAAUAACGUCCACAACAACUCUGCCAGCACCACGCCCGUCACCAACUCGGCGGCCAUAACUUCUUCGACUGUGAACCGAAAUGCCAACAACCCGGUUACCAUAGCGGCGCAGAUGAACAUAACCACGAAUACGGUCAACAUUACGGCUCCAGUGAAUCUGCAGCACCCCUCCGCAGUCACAAUUACCGGGCCCGUUAACCUAGCAUCGGUCAAUAUCCCCACAACUGCCCAUAUGAACCUUGCGCACCCCGUUGCCAUAACAACCCCUAUGCCAAUGAAUAUUACCGGUCCGCUCAAUAUAGCAAUGAGGCCGAUGGAGAGCAUGCCAUUCUUGUCCCAAGUCUUGCCCUCCUCUCCUCCCUGGUAGAGAAGGCAUGGCUAGGGUUAGGGUUGGUACGAGCUAAAAUUGUCCUCUAAGUGGGUUUCAUAGCAAAACAAAUUUGAAAAUCUGCAACUGCUUGCCUGUAGAA
Periophthalmus magnuspinnatus is the source of this 1744-nucleotide messenger RNA. Its product is annotated as vascular endothelial zinc finger 1-like. The coding region runs from base 76 to 1641 and encodes 521 amino acids. Gene Ontology annotation, molecular function: RNA polymerase II cis-regulatory region sequence-specific DNA binding; DNA-binding transcription activator activity, RNA polymerase II-specific. Gene Ontology annotation, biological process: regulation of transcription by RNA polymerase II. The transcript is spliced from 8 exons. The record is from RefSeq and is a predicted model, not a curated record. Lineage: Eukaryota; Metazoa; Chordata; Actinopteri; Gobiiformes; Gobiidae. Gene Ontology annotation, cellular component: nucleus.